Triticum turgidum subsp. durum (durum wheat) is the source of this 1524-nucleotide messenger RNA. The record is from the annotation of a GenBank genome assembly. Lineage: Eukaryota; Viridiplantae; Streptophyta; Magnoliopsida; Poales; Poaceae.
AUGGCGAGCUCCGGCGAGGAACGGGGCGUGGUGGUGGACAUCCGCUCCGCGGCGGAGUCGGCGGGCGACGACGGCGCGCGCGACGCGCCGCUCCACGUCGUCGAGUCCCUCUGCAUGCGCUGCGGCGAGAACGGCACGACGAGGAUACUGCUGACUCUGAUCCCGCACUUCCGGGAGGUUGUUCUGAUGGCUUUCGAGUGCCCGCAUUGCAGCGAAAGGAACAACGAGAUUCAGUUUGCAGGGCAGCUCCAGCCCAAGGGAUGCUGCUACACCUUGAAAGUCCCCAAGGGGCAGCCUGAGGCAGUUAAACUUGUCAGCCAGUAUCUCUCGGUUGGACCAAAAAUCUUUCCAAAGCAAGAUAGAAGCUCCAUCACUUGGGAUUUAAUACUGAACCGCCAAGUUGUGAAAUCUGAUUCAGCAACUAUUAAGAUUCCAGAACUAGACUUUGAGAUCCCUCCAGAAGCUCAACGUGGAACACUUUCAACAGUGGAAGGGAGCAUUAUGCGAGCUGUUAGUGAGUUGCAAGCACUUCAGGAUGAAAGAAAGAAAGUGGAUCCUCAAAAGGCUGAAGCUAUUGAACAGUUCUUAGUAAAAUUGAGAUCUCUUGGAUCAGGGGAAGCUGCUUUUACCUUUAUUCUUGAUGAUGCUUCUGGUAACAGCUUCAUCGAGAACCCGAAUGCACCUUCAUCAGAUCCUUUGUUAUCUUUGAGAUUCUAUGAGAGGACAUAUGAACAACAAGCAGCACUCGGUUUUCUUGCUGAACCAACCAAAGAAUCUGGAGACUCUUCUCAGGAUGCUUCAACAGUGGAAGGAAACUCUGGUGGGCCGCAAAGGAUUCCACAUGGUUCAGUUGGAGCUGUUGCAGGUCGCCGUGCUAUAGCUCAGGGAAACUCUGAUGAAAUUACUGCAGCACUGUGUAGAUAUUCAGCACCAGAAGAGUUGAAGCCUGGUGGUGAAAUCCCAGCUAAAGGAAAGAAAACAACACUGAUUGUGCGAAAUGUAAAAGAUCUUAGUCGUGAUGUCAUAAAGUCAGAUUCAGCAGCAGUUAGUGUACCUGAACUUGAGUUGGAGCUGUCAAGCGGAACACUGGGUGGCAUUGUGACAACAGUUGAAGGUUUAAUUGUGAAAAUAUGCGAGGGUAUGUUCGCCACUUAUAUGCUCAUGCCUCCUCUGUUUAUGGGACCAAAAUUGACUGCAAGAACCAUGCUAGUUCUAGUCAAAGCACUGGAGCGAGUUCAUGGAUUCCAGUUGGGUGACAGCACAUAUGAAUGGAAGAAGAAGAAAUGGGAUGGUUUCACAGAGAGAUUAGCAAAGCUUCUAAAUCUAGAAGAGCCAUGGACUUUAAUUCUUGAUGAUGCAUUGGCAGCUUCGUUUAUUGCUCCAGCGACAGAUUCGCUAGAAGAUGACAAACAGCUAACAAUUGAGGAGUAUGAGAGGAGCUGGGAGCAAAACGAGGAGCUGGGCUUGAAUGACAUGGACACGUCCUCUGCGGAUAUGGCUUACAACACGACGAGCACGUCAUAA